UGCUCGAGGGUGAGGGCGAGCCGCCUCCGCCCCUCCCGCCAGAGGCGCGUCGGUCCUCCUCUUGUCCUCCGUUUCCGGCGCGCGGCUCCGCAUCAGUCUCGCGGGGCUCUGAGCCGCCAGGACCGCGAGUCUCGUCUCGAACAUAUACACUGAAGAUUGGGACAAGAUAUUUGCCUAAUUUUUGUGGCAAAAUUAAAGACCUACCAUGACAAUGAAGAAAGAGACUGAAUUUGUCAUUUUCACCUAAAGAAAGAUGAUAGACAGAAAUCAAACCUGCGGUAUAGGACAGGAUUCUGUGCCCUAUAUGACUUGUCUGAUUCACAUCCUCGAAGGAUGGUUUGAUGUGGAGCAGUUGGAGGACUAUUUGAAUUUUGCAAACUAUCUCUUGUGGGUUUUUACACCACUAAUACUUUUAAUACUUCCUUACUUUACUAUCUUUCUUCUCUAUCUUACUAUUAUUUUCUUACACAUUUAUAAGAGGAAGAAUGUAUUAAAAGAAGCCUACUCUCAUAAUUUAUGGGACGGUGCAAGGAAGACGGUGGCGACUCUCUGGGAUGGACACGCAGCAGUUUGGCACGGUUAUGAAGUUCACGGGAUGGAAAAAAUACCAGAAGAAGGACCAGCACUUAUAAUUUUUUAUCAUGGAGCUAUUCCCAUAGAUUUUUACUACUUCAUGGCUAAAAUUUUUAUCCAUAAAGGCAGGACUUGCCGAGUAGUAGCCGAUCACUUCGUCUUUAAAAUCCCAGGGUUUAGUUUAUUACUUGAUGUAUUUUGUGCUCUACAUGGACCAAGAGAAAAAUGUGUUGAAAUUCUGAGGAGUGGUCACUUGUUAGCUAUUUCACCAGGUGGAGUUCGAGAAGCCCUAAUUAGUGAUGAAACCUACAACAUCAUUUGGGGUAAUCGUAAAGGCUUCGCUCAGGUUGCAAUUGAUGCAAAAGUGCCCAUUAUUCCUAUGUUUACACAAAAUAUUCGAGAAGGAUUUAGAUCACUUGGAGGAACAAGGUUAUUUAGAUGGCUUUAUGAAAAAUUCCGCUAUCCGUUUGCUCCGAUGUAUGGAGGUUUUCCUGUGAAAUUACGCACCUAUUUAGGUGAGCCUAUUCCUUAUGAUCCAAAGAUAACAGCAGAAGAAUUAGCUGAAAAGACAAAGAAUGCUGUUCAAGCUUUGAUUGAUAAGCACCAAAGAAUACCAGGAAACAUUAUGAGUGCUUUGUUAGAACGUUUUCAUAAAAAACAAAAGAUCAACUCGAAGACGAUUUAAUACGUUUAUAUUAGUAUGUUUGUGUCUCUAGUACUGUCUUCUAAAUUUUGUAGGUUCUAUAAUUAGUAUUUUUUAAAAAGGAUGUUAAUAAGCAUCUUUUGCUGAACUUGUUUGUUUAAAAUUGUAUCGAUUUUGCUUUUGCAAUCAAUUGUGUCAAAAUUAAGCAGUAACUCAUUACCUGCCUAAUAAUUCAGAGAAUGGUGUUUCUUUUUAUAAAUUCCUGAUAAUGUAUGAUAACUGUAUAGAUUUUAAAAACUAGGUUUAUUAAUAACAGCAAUUUAGGCUAAACACACAUUCCCAAAUAACGCGUCUAAUUUCUGUAUCUGUUGCAUUGGGCUAAUUUUGCAAGAUGGCGGAAUUCAGUAGGGACACUUUAAAUUGGAGAAGAAAUACUCCUUUAUCUGCCCUUCAUUUCUUUCCUGACCUUGGGCAAAUCACAUAAUGUUCUUGUGCCUCAGUAAUUCACUUUUUAAAAACAUAAUAAUGCUAUGUUGAGAGGUGUUGUUUUAAAUUCUUUAUAUUUGCUGUGACUGAGAACUGUAGAACUGAAAUUAUAAAUGAAUUAAACAAUACCAAGAAUUUUUAGAAGCUUAUGUAUAUAUUAGGUCCAUAGGAUCUUUAAAUAAUUUCUUUAGGUAUGAUGUCAAGUUGCCAAGCACAAUGGAAGAGGUAUACUGUUUUUCAAAUUGAAGAAAAAAGAAAUUCGGAGAAGUAAAAUUUCUAAUAAUUAUUCUUUUUUAGUAUUAUUUUUUAACAAGAAUCUGUAGACAGACGAUAGAGGGUGUACCGUGCUGUAACAUGGCGUUUAAUAGUGGCAGGUGGGAAUCACGGUUGUGUUCCGCGUUCCAUGUAAGGGGCUGAGUCUGUAAAACCAGAGCAAGAAAGCUCCACUCUUACUCGGUACCAUGGCUUAUUGAGUGUGAUUUUGCAGUCAGUCACAUGGUGUAUUAUUGUUCCAUAAGAGUAUACUUGAAUGAUGAAUUUAUGUGAACACAAAGCUUUCUGAAAAAUUAAUGGCUUUCAAUUUGUUGUCUCCUUGAAAUCUGAAUUUUAGAAGUAUUUAAACAGAAGAGUACCAGAAAUCAAAUGCAGUAUCUCCCGCUCCCUUUUUUAGAUACUAAAUUACCUGGACUUUUGUAUAGAUUUUUGUAUAACAAGUAUAUAUGUAUGAUAUGUGUGAUGUAUAUAAAAGUAAGCAACAUAAAAUAAAAGUAAAGCUGAAUUACA
Molecule: messenger RNA, 2485 nt
Organism: Neofelis nebulosa (Clouded leopard)
Lineage: Eukaryota; Metazoa; Chordata; Mammalia; Carnivora; Felidae
Gene: TMEM68
Product: transmembrane protein 68
Exons: 8
Coding region: 254-1258 (334 amino acids)
Cellular component (GO): membrane
Molecular function (GO): acyltransferase activity
Source: RefSeq, a predicted model, not a curated record